UGAGUCCUGCACACUGCUGAAACUCCAGCAGGUUGCGUCUCCAUCGCCUCUUUGACAAGAGAACAACAUCUGCACAUCAUCUGGAAAAAAGAGUACAAAAAAGGCACGAGCGCUGUGUGAAGCUGUGGAUUACAGUGCGUCUGUCUUGGCACUUUGGACUCGAAAACACUCAAAGUCUCUCAUCAGACCCUAAGACAAGAGCUCAGGCAGUGCAUUUGGGAGAAUGACUCUCUCACAUCAGUACCGUGCUGUUUUGUUUCUGUCGCUGUUGGCUUUACAUAGCUGUAACGACGGGAUGCAGGGCUGCAUAGACAAGCAGAGAGUGAUGAGUGUGCUUCGCCAGAUGGAGAAAUUCUUAAAGGGGCAGGAGAUCCGGUUUACAGAGGGUCUCAGAAUAAUGAAAUCCAAGCUUACCAGCCUUCAGAACUCUGUGUCCAAGUUUCCACAAGCAGACCAAUCUUCACACUCAUCCACUUGUCCUGCUCUGGAAGCUCCAACUCAUGGGAAGAAGUUUGGCUCCAAGUACCUAGUUGGACAUGAAGUGCACUUCACGUGUUCUUCAGGUUAUCAUUUGGUGGGCUCAGGAACUCGCGUGUGCCAAGAGAAUGGCAGCUGGAGUGGAGUCAGUGCACUCUGUAAAGUAGCAGGUUCAAGUCAGUGUGCUAGUAACCCAUGCCUGAAUGGUGGCACCUGUAAUGAGGGGGUCAACCAGUACAAGUGCACUUGUCCUCACAAGUGGAGUGGGAGCCGCUGUCAGCACCAGACUCAAACAGCCCCUCCGGAGUGGAGCGUGGUGAAUGAUCCGGAAUUUAGCCGCAAACCCCGCUGCACUAAAGUGGACCAAGCUCAGCACUGCAGUUGUGAUGCAGGCUUCCAUAUGAGUGGCACCUCUCACAGCAGCAUCUGCCAGGAUGUGAACGAGUGCGAGGUGUACAAAACAGACAAUGGAUUACUGUGUGCUCAUAUUUGCGUGAACAUUCCAGGCUCGUUCCGCUGCUCCUGCCCCAGUGGCUACAAGCUGCUUGCAGAUGGCAGGAGCUGUGAGGAUGUGGACGAGUGUCUUACACAACAGCAUAACUGCAGCCGUGGCACCACCUGUGUCAACACCGGAGGAGGUUUCCAGUGUGUAAAUCCAGAGUGCCCACACUUGCACGGAAAUAUCAGCUAUGUCAAGACGUCACCUCUUCAAUGUGAGAGGAACCCCUGCUCCAUGACAAGCCGUGCCUGUCACCUGGCUCCAAAGACAGUUUCCUAUCACUACCUGUCUCUGCCUUCAAACCUCCAAAUCCCAGCUACGUUGUUCCGCAUGGCCACAGCGACCGCUCCUGGCCGACCAGGACCCGACAGCCUGCGCUUCGGCAUUGUGGAGGGAGGACAUGCACGAGGCAUGUUUGUCAUGCAGCGCUCAGACCGCCAGACUGGUGAGCUGAUCCUCGUCCAGCAGCUGCUCGGGCCACAGGAGCUCAGCGUGGAUGUGGAAAUGGCUGAGUACUUGGAUCGCAACUUCCAGGCUAAACACCUCGCUCGGGUCCAUGUUCUCAUCUCUCCAUAUAAGUUCUGAUGAGGGAGAAGUUCCACAGGCGAGCUUUGCCCUUUCAGUUGAAACUGGAAUGAUGGUAGAAUAAGCUUUUUCUAAACUGAAACAUUAAGGGCAAAAAUGAUUAAUCUUUGUAAAUAUGAAACAAAUUUUCUGUCACUUUACUUUCAACUGACUUUAAAAACCAAGCAGUAAAACUUAAAAUAAUACCUAAAUACAAAAUCUCUGUCCUCAGUAUUCUUUUUCAGCUAUCUGUGUGUCGGAUUCUGUUAUUUUUACAUUUUUCAUAGUUUUUUUUUCAGAAUAAUUUGGAACAUUGAUCAUGACUGUUGUUUUUAAUAACACAAAGUAACACAUAAAAAGACCAAUGUGAACCUACUUGAUUUAUUUAUGUACUGUAUAUAGGCCUGUCAGCAAAACAGCUCUUCUGUGAAUUAAACAGAGAACAAAAAUGUA
This is a messenger RNA of Ictalurus punctatus (channel catfish), 1993 nucleotides long. RefSeq names its product fibulin-7. Lineage: Eukaryota; Metazoa; Chordata; Actinopteri; Siluriformes; Ictaluridae. The transcript is spliced from 8 exons. The coding region runs from base 224 to 1561 and encodes 445 amino acids. Gene Ontology annotation, molecular function: calcium ion binding. The record is from RefSeq and is a predicted model, not a curated record.